Messenger RNA from Westerdykella ornata, 3510 nucleotides. Its product is annotated as histone H3-K4 methyltransferase Set1. The record is from RefSeq and is a predicted model, not a curated record. Gene Ontology annotation, molecular function: nucleic acid binding; protein binding; histone H3K4 methyltransferase activity. The transcript is spliced from 3 exons. Gene Ontology annotation, cellular component: Set1C/COMPASS complex. The coding region runs from base 1 to 3510 and encodes 1169 amino acids. NCBI's taxonomy places the organism in Eukaryota, Fungi, Ascomycota, Dothideomycetes, Pleosporales, Sporormiaceae.
AUGUCGUACGUGGGACAGGGCGCAUCUCUACACACCCUUACACCAUUGACAAGCACAGACUCGUCGCCGCCGGGCAAGCCCCCGAGCCCGCGAUCCGCAAAGCCUGCGAAUGACUCGACACACGCGUGGGUUGGUUCGGACAAGGCGCCGUCGGCAUCUGCGAAGAACAUCACCACCAUGACGCCCGCGCACACCCCACCGGAGCCGCCCGUAUCCUCACGGCCGACAAAUGGCAGAAUGGGCUACCGCGCCAUCUACGACCCUGCUCUCGAUACUAAACUCAACGCGACGCAAAAGAAGGGCGGCAAAGUCGUAUACAAGGAGAUAGUAGAGAAGGGCGACCCAUCUCCCCCUCCCGAUCCCCGUUUGGCCCUCCCGGGUUACACCACCGGUGGUUUUGUCAUGCCACUAAAACAAGGACAAAGGCACAAGUUUAAGAUUCGACCUGCGCCGUACAAUUUCAAGCCGUAUAACUUCGACCCUCGUAUCUCCUGCGGCCCCGAUCCAGCGACCCAAGUUGUGGUCACGGGAUUUGAUCCAUUGACGCCAGAGUCUCAGAUCCGCGCAUUCUUCAGCUCUUUUGGUGAAGUCGCGGUUGUGGAGAAUAAGGUCCACCCUGACAAUGGGAGCCCUCUCGGGAUAUGUCUGGUCAAAUACCGGGACACGCCCCCAUCGCGCAAGAUUCCUUGUGUGAAGGCUUCCGAUUCGGCUAAGCGAGCGCAAAAUGAGGGUACAAAUCAGCGGCUUGGCCUGCGCGAAAUCAAGGUGCAGACGGAUCGCGAAGGCCGUAAGUGCGAGACUCUCGUCGCCAAGUUUGUGGAAAAGAGCAGGGCGCAACAGGAGAAGCUGAAACCCAAGCUUCCGCAAGCUGCUCAGACGGCCUCGCCCGCGACUCCGACUGCGCCUAACCUGGCUGAUCUACCUGCGAAUGUGCCUAAGGGACCGUCUGGGAGGGGGACUGGAAUGCGGCCGAUAUUACACAUGAACGGACCACCCAUGGGGAAAAAGGCGGCUUUGGCACAUCUCAUCGAGUCAGAACCCAUAAAACCACGGUUGAAGCGGACACCGUACAUUUUCAUCACUUGCGAAUCCGUUCCGGUAUUAGGCCCGACGAUUGAACAUCUUCAGAAGCGACUCAAGGCAUGGAACUGGACUUCCGUACGAUGCGAUCGUUCGGGUUACUUCAUUACCUUUGAGAAUUCCAGGCGGGGUGAGGAGGAGACGGUGAAAUGCUAUAGGGAGUGCAACGGGCUCCCACUCUUCACCUACACAAUGGUCAUGGAGUGCCAACCCUAUGGAGACCCGGACUAUGAGCGGAGUCCCAGUCCGGAACGGGUAGCAGCCAUGAACAGGCGAAAAGCCGAAGAGGAGAGGAUCAAGAGGGAGGAAGAGGAAGAUGUGGAGUUCGAGAAGAAGCAGAGGGCUGAGGAAUUGGACCCCGUCAAGGCCGCACUUGAAAUGCUGAAGCAGGAAUUCAAAGAGAAGCUGGUGGGCGAUGUCAAGGCACGGAUCGCAGGCCCUGCAUUGCUCAAGCUGAUGGCUCCCGAGCGGCAUGCGGCAAAACGGAGGAAACUGAAUAUCCCCGACCCGCAAAGCAAAGAUGAUGCACGGUUGCCUGGUCUCAUUGUUCCUGGCAUUGAUGCAGCGGUAUCCGGUCCUCUUCGCCCUAGCGGUUUUGCAGGGAAAUUCGGCCGCAAGCCCCUUGGUCCUUACGAUCCCAAUCGCAUUCGAGGAAAGAAGCAGGUGCGGCCUAUUAAUGUGUAUGGAGAUGAGCGCAGGAAAACGACGGCUCCUAAGCGGAGCAAUGUGCGCGGUCUUCAUCACGCGCUGCUCAUGCGAGACGAGAAAGAGGAUUCUGAUGAUGAGAAUAGAAGUUCCUUCACGCGUGAUACUGAAGAGCAGGAGAGUCGACAGAUCAGCCGUGCUCCUUCGACAGAUGAUGAAGAGGAGGAAUCCAGCAGAGCUCACCGCGCAAAGAGGCGGCGUAUUGAGGCCGGAUGGGGUGAAGACAGCGACGAUGAGAUGAUGGACGAUUCACAUGCGCGCAGUUUGCUUGCCCACCUGAUUCACAAGGAUCCGGAGAACAUGGCUGAGAAGGAGCUGGAGCAGGUUCUCGCCAUUCUGCCGCGUUCUUCGCCGAUCUGGAAGAAGGCGGACAAAGCAUUGAAGGGCUUCAGGAGGCUUCGUAUGAUUGAGCAGGAGGCGGAUGCGAUAUUUGGCGUGGAAGCAAACGAAGACAAACUCGAGCCUGAGGUGGUCGUCACUCCUGUGCCCGCUCUGGAGGACGAAGAGGGCAAGUCUAAAAAGAAGGCGGCGAAGCCCAAGAAGAAGACGAAGAAGCAGCUUCAGGAGGAAAUCAAGGCCGCGCAGGUUGAAGUCGUCGAGCUGCUACGAGAAGAGGAGGGGAUUCCAGAGGAGGAAGAGGAAUUGAAAGAGGAGAUCACGCCUGCGCCAGUGCUAGAGGGGCCUCAAGAGGAGGAAGAGGAGGAGCGGGCUUCGGUCCAUUGGGGAGUGUCGACAUCGCAUCCCCGGCGCACCGUGGAAGACGACCCUAGCGUCGUCAUGGACAUUGAUGGAUGGCAGCACAUGCUCAAGGACGACGAGGACUUCAGACUUUUGAGCAAGGCAUUAAUGGCAGAGGUUGUGGCCAGGAUUGGAGACGCGCAUACUUGGGCAUGGAAGCAAAAGCAGAUCAAGCAUCUCAAUCGGCCCGGCGAGGAAGGCGUAUCUCGGACGGAGACCAAGAUCCAAGGGUACUAUGUGCCGAACCCCACAGGUUGCGCCCGGACAGAAGGCGUCAAGAAGAUACGCGAGUCGGAGAAGUCAAAGUACCUACCGCACCGCAUCCGCGUGCAGAAGGAGCGCGAGGAACGGCAGCGGCAGGCCAAGGUCGAGGAGCGCGGCACGGCCGUUGUGGAAGGCUUCAAGUUCAGCACGGGCUCCAAGACGACGUCGACGUCCAACUCGCGCGCGAACCGGGCCAACAACCGGCGCCUGGUCAACGACAUUAACAUCUCCAAGACGAUUGGCGGGGCCGACGGCGACGCGAUCCGCUUCAACCAGCUUAAGAAGCGCAAGAAGCUCGUCAAGUUUGACCGGUCGGCGAUCCACAACUGGGGCCUCUACGCGCAGGAGAACAUUGCGGCCAACGACAUGAUCAUCGAGUACGUGGGCGAAAAGGUGCGGCAGCGCGUGGCGGACCUGCGCGAGGCCAAGUACGACAUGCAAGGGGUGGGGUCGAGCUACCUGUUCCGCAUCGACGAGGAUACGGUGAUUGAUGCGACCAAGAUGGGGGGCAUCGCGCGGUUCAUCAAUCAUAGCUGCACGCCGAAUUGCACGGCCAAGAUUAUCCGGGUGGAUGGGACGAAGAGGAUUGUGAUUUAUGCGUUGAGGGAUAUUGGGCAGGAUGAGGAACUCACGUACGACUACAAGUUUGAGCGGGAGAUGGACGCGACGGAUCGGAUCCCUUGUCUCUGUGGGAGUGUGGGGUGUAAGGGGUUUUUGAAUUAG